AUGCGUGGGCCCUUGGUAGGUAAAGGGUUUUAAAAAGUUCAUUUCAACGUUCGACGAGUGAAAACAU
Molecule: messenger RNA, 67 nt
Organism: Didymodactylos carnosus
Lineage: Eukaryota; Metazoa; Rotifera; Eurotatoria; Philodinida; Philodinidae
Source: the annotation of a GenBank genome assembly